AUGGCAUCUGCGCCCCUUCCCGCUAGGGUACCCCAGAUGUUUGAUGACGACACCGAGAAAAAAGAUGCCAUCGAAGAAAAACUGCAGAUAGAAACGACGACUACACCGGCAUCGGCUGAUGAUUUUCCGGAUGGCGGGCUUCGGGCAUGGUCUGUCGUUUUAGGAGCCAGUCUAAGCGCGUUUUCAACUUUUGGAUAUGUCAAUGCUUGGGGGGUUUUCCAAUCAUAUUAUGAGCAAGAAAUUCUACCAACUACGUCACCGUCUACCAUUGCAUGGAUCGGUUCAAUACAGUAUUCGUUAAUCUUCCUUCCUGGUCUAUUUUUCGGGCGACUAUUCGAUCUUGGAUACUUCAAAAUACCAUUCUUCAUCUCCAGCACCAUUCUCGUACUAGCGACGUUCCUUGUUGCGCAAUGCACGGAAUACUGGCAUUUUCUUCUCUGUCAAGGAUUUGCAAUCGGACUUGCUUCGGGAGCCAUAUUUGGGCCUAAUAUUGGUAUCGUUGGGCACUGGUUUCUGAAGAGGAGAGGGCUGGCGUUUGGCUUCACUGCGGCGGGGUCCUCCAUCGGCGGCACAGUCUUCCCCAUAGCCGCUAGGAAACUCAUUCCACAAGUUGGCUUCCCGUGGACCAUGCGGAUUAUUGGGUUUGUCCUUAUUCUUACCAUUGGCAUCCCGAAUGUUGUUCUUCAGCGACGCCUUCCGCCGAAGAAAGUAUCGGGCGGUCUGUUCAAUCUUAGAGCCUUCAAGUCGAUUCCAUAUACGCUGUACACUUUAUCAUGCAUUGUUGCCUUCCUGGGAUUAUAUACCGUGUUGACCUACAUCGAUAUCAGCGCAACAUCAUUUGGAAUCUCCGCGGAUACUUCGUUCUAUCUUGUGUCCAUUGCCAACGCGGGCUCACUGUUUGGCCGACUGUUCGCGGGUGUCACCAGUGACAACAUUGGAGCCGUCAAUAUUAUCGCCCCGAUGACAUUGGUCGCGGCGGUGUUAACUUAUGCAUGGCCAUACGCCAAGGAUCUACCUUCGCUCAUUGUAGUAGCGAUCAUUUAUGGCUUCGCUUCGGGCACGUUCGUGUCCAUCUUUGCGAUGCCGAUCUACAGUUUCGGUGCAAUAGAAGACGUAGGCCGGAGAGUUGGGAUGUGUAUGACGCUGGUCGCGCUUGGUGCCUUAGCCGGGCCGCCUAUCUCAGGCGCAAUCAACCGUGCCACUGGGGGCUAUACAGCCGUGGGUUACUACGCUGGCUCCAUGAUCCUUGUAGCUGUGGUCCUAAUGCUCAUAUCCCGACAUCUUGUCUUGAAGCGGGUAUGGGGAAAGUUUUAG
This is a messenger RNA of Pleurotus ostreatus (oyster mushroom), 1314 nucleotides long. RefSeq lists its product as uncharacterized. Gene Ontology annotation, cellular component: fungal-type vacuole membrane. The record is from RefSeq and is a predicted model, not a curated record. Bases 1 to 1314 code for a protein of 437 amino acids. Gene Ontology annotation, biological process: transmembrane transport. Gene Ontology annotation, molecular function: transmembrane transporter activity. NCBI's taxonomy places the organism in Eukaryota, Fungi, Basidiomycota, Agaricomycetes, Agaricales, Pleurotaceae. The transcript is spliced from 12 exons.